Molecule: messenger RNA, 2844 nt
Organism: Acipenser ruthenus (sterlet)
Lineage: Eukaryota; Metazoa; Chordata; Actinopteri; Acipenseriformes; Acipenseridae
Product: homocysteine-responsive endoplasmic reticulum-resident ubiquitin-like domain member 1 protein
Exons: 8
Coding region: 278-1498 (406 amino acids)
Biological process (GO): endoplasmic reticulum calcium ion homeostasis; endoplasmic reticulum unfolded protein response; ubiquitin-dependent protein catabolic process
Cellular component (GO): endoplasmic reticulum membrane
Molecular function (GO): transmembrane transporter binding
Source: RefSeq, a predicted model, not a curated record
UGAUUACAUUAACGAAACUUCCUGUUUUGUACUUUGACUGGAUAGGAAACUUUCACAUACGUACGGUGGGGUUUCGGUUUUAUAAAUUAAGACCGAGUCUUUGAACGUUACAGUUAUUUUUAAAAUAUAUAUAAAUACUAUUGACUCAGUUGUGUAAGAGACGCUGUUUUGUUGGAAUCCGUUGGUUAUUUUGUUCUGCUCCUUUUUUGGUUGGAAGAAAAAAACGUAAACACAACAAGGGCGAAGUGAACUUUUCUGUCAAAGAAACAAAUAAAUAAUGGAGCUUCCACCAAAUCUCGCAGAGCGAGAACAGCAGGCUUUGACGCUGACGAUCAAAACCCCGAAUCAAGCGUUCGGGGAUCAGACCGUGCCCGGAGUGGUGCUGACCUGGACCGUGAAGGAGCUGAAGACGCAUUUAACCAGGAUCUACCCCAGCCACCCGCCUGAAAAAGACCAAAGGCUGAUCUAUUCAGGGAAACUGCUGCCAGACCAUCUGCACAUGAAGGACAUCUUUCGUAAGUCGGACACACAGCCUACUCUUCACCUGGUGUGCAGCUUUAAGCCCCCUUUGGAUUUGCAUCAGCCCACACAAGCCAAGCUUACAGAAAGGAAUCCGCGUGUGGACUCGGCCCAUGGCACUCCCAGCCAGGCUGUAGGAGCUGCCUCCCCUCCAGCUGCAGGAGACGGAUUGAGACACCGAGGAAACCUGCAGCAUGGAGCUGCCGCCUGGACUCACCCAGCGAUGCACACAGGAGGAGAUCCGCAGUCACACCCUGGCUUUGCAGCGUAUUCCAUGUACAACCCACAGCAGCUUCUCUGGCUCCAGCAGAUGUAUGCACGACAGUACUACAUGCAUUACCAGGCUGCUCUUGCAGCUGCAGCCGCCUCCCCUCCGGCCCCCAGCCCCCAGUCUCUGCCCGUGGUGCCCCACGGCGCCCCCGCCCUGGCUGACCAGGCCCCCGUCAACCAGAAUAUCGCGCCGCCCGCGCCCGUCAACCCAGGAGCCAAUCAGAACCUGCGCAUGAACGCCCAGGGCGGGCCGGUGAUGGAGGAGGAGGAGGAGCUGAACCGGGACUGGCUGGACUGGCUGUACACCGCCUCGCGCUUCUCCGUCUUCCUCAGCAUCCUGUACUUCUACUCCUCCGUGAGCCGCUUCGUGAUGGUCAUGAGCGCCCUGAUGGUCCUGUACUUGUACACUGCCGGUUGGUUUCCAUUCAGACAGAGACCCGCACAACCGGUUCCAAACAAUCCAGUCCCCGCGCGGGCAGCCGAAGACAUCCAAAACCAGGAAAACCAGGAAAACCAGGAAAACCAGAACCGCAACAACCCUCCGGAGGACAUGUCUGGGGAGGGGCAGGAGCAGGAGCAGGGGCAGGCGGAGGCUCCGCUCCCAGCCACGCUCCCCGAGAGGCGCUCAGUGGUCAGCACAGCCUGGGUGUUCUUCAAGACCUUCUUUUCCUCUCUCAUACCCGAAGGACCUCAAGCGAUCGCAAACUAACAAGGAGAGCAGCGAGCUGAUUAUGUACACCGCUGGCGUCUCCACCAGUUGGCAGCACUGCACAGUAAGUGGCAGGGGUUCCAAUGUAGCUGGCUAUCGCUCCCCCUCCACUCCCUUUUUAUACCUGAUCUCAAUGUGUGAUGAGGCAGUCUGGACUCUGGGGACGCAAUAUACAUUUAUAUGUUAGAUACUAUUGAACGCCAAGGAAGGCAUCAUCAGUUCACAGUACAGUCCAUUUCUACUCUUAUUCAUGCAAACAACAACCCUGUCUCUGAAGCGAUGCCCAUAUCUUCAAUCAGACCUUUAUUGUAUAUUGUAUACCUGUAUAUACUGUAAAUAGAUGCACACUGGGAAAUACAUACUGGUGUACAGUAUCACCACUGCACUUUAUGUUCUCGACCAAACGUAAAAUCUCUGUGCCAUAUUUAUACCCCUGUAAAAGCAAAGAUUUCUUUUUUCAAAUUUUUUUUUUUUUUUGUCGGUACACCACUUCAGUAUCGUAAACAAGCUUCAAAAAUCUUUUGUUGAUCAAUCUUAAUGACAAUAAAAAGUACAAGUACACGACCCUUUUACAGUCCAGUACAUUGCUUGUGCCUUGCAAUGUACUAUCAACAGAGCCAAAUUGUGAAUGAACCGGACUUGUGAGAUACCGUGGGAGCGCUGUGUGUAACUCUUCAGUGUAGAAACGCGUGGGCUCUUGCUGCAGUACCUGCUGCAGUGUCUUCUAGUUUAAUCGGUCAUUAGAAACCGCUGGGUCCCCAGUGCCAGUGUUGUAGGGGUCUUUAUCAUUUCAAACAUGUUACUGGAGCUGAGCUGCAGUUCUACAUUGUUACCCGGAGAGUUGUAAAGAUAACCGGUACAGCAAUUCUAUUCCAGAAGCUUUCAACGUCGUAAAUAAACAAACAGAACCUUGAUAUUUUGCUGUGCUCUCUAUACAUUCUCUUACUAUUAACUGUAAAUGUAGGAACAUUAUACCAAGGAUUACUUUAACUGUAAAUUUUGUAAAAAUUCUUUCUUUGAAAAGAGGCUGGAUCUGUUAGUUGUAUUAUAUUCUGUGUAAUCAUGGCAAGGCUCCCUUGAUCCAAACUGAAGGUGUAUCUGUUUAUUUUCUAACAGUACCCACUGGAGAGGUUUGGGUGAAAGGGGCUCUGUUCUAUCUCUAGUAUAUACACAAACAAUGCAGUCCCAGUUCUUGUUGUAAUUGUUUCGCGUCAGUCAGCUGCUACCAGCGACUCCGCUGUCGUUUGUCGCCUAUAUGCAGCUCUUUGUUAUGAACGAUCUUGAUAUAAUAAUUCAGUAUGUUUGUGGUAAGCUUUAUUAAUUAAUAAAGGUGCAUUUUGCAUCAA